Molecule: messenger RNA, 5203 nt
Organism: Porites lobata
Lineage: Eukaryota; Metazoa; Cnidaria; Anthozoa; Scleractinia; Poritidae
Source: the annotation of a GenBank genome assembly
AUGGCGUCCAAUAUUGCCUUUCUGUCGCUGGGGUAAGAAUCUAGGAAAAGUUUUUGUAAGUACUUUUCAUCUUGAAAGCAUCUGAUCUUAAGUAAAUAAAAUAUCUUAAGCCAUUUUCGGCUACGUGUACAAGGAACCAGACAAAUUUUCAAGUGGCUGAAAAUUUUGACCGCACACUUCUUUCACAUGUAACCGUUCAAUAUAACAUGAUUUCUAGGCUCAAUCCAUUAACAAGAUUACCAAAAAGGUUUUUUUUAUCUGCUAUGUCGACGACUUUAGUUUACAAAUUUCAGGCUCAGCAACAUUUAAGACAAAAUCGAAUAUUUCGUUUGAAUCGCUUGAACUUCAUCAGCGAUGUUAAAUGUCAGGUUACGAAAAAGAAAGGUUGUUACGUAUUCCCAGGAGAGGAUCGUAAUUGGUCGGGAGACCCAGUAACUCUUUCCUCUUCAGAGAUGGGUGUCUUUGUUUGACGGCAAAGGCCUCCUUGACGCCGCGCUUUGUGGCGUUACUUUUGCCAGAUUGUACUAAUACAUUGUUAUUACCUUACAAAAACUACGAAAGUUCGAGUAAAGGUGGUUCCUGGGGCUAAGUUCAAGAGCGUUGUAUAAAACACUUACCAAACACUGAAUCAAUCUCGUAAGGCACUUGUCCAUUGCUCCACAAGUAGAUCUUGUUAUUUACAGCACCCCUUCUCGUGUGUGGCCUUUUUCUUCUUCUUACGCCCUCAGCGACAAGCGCUACUACGUUCGGGGACAAUUUUAUGUCUCCCUCAAGCUUGUCUAUUUGCGAACAAAAAACGAAGAAGAAGAAGUGAAAGGAAAGUUGAAUAUAGGAUACUAAUUGCCUUAGAGUUUUAUGAAUUCCUACCUGGAAUUUCCCAAAGAUAUAUUGAUCAACAAAAAAACGUUAGAUAACACACUCAAAAUUAAGGAUCUGAUUUCCAUUCACCUCAAAGCAAGAGCCCACAUGGCACUUUUGCUCAUAGAAAAAAGCCAGUAAAAACACUCGGGUGCGCCAGCGCACUUUUUAGUGUUUGGAUACCCGAAGAAAAACUCCUUCUCGUGUUUGACAGAUCACUUAUAUAUCGAUGUUUAAAAAUCGGAUACCUCACUCUUACUUGGUUUUGUUAUAUUUGAUAUGAUAUCAGAUGAAUCGGUGUUUGUAUAUCAGCGAAAACACUCUUUCUAAUAUUUGGAUAUAUUACUCCUCGGUUCAUGGAUAUCAAAUGAAACACUCAUUCUCGUGUUUAGAUAUAUUACCGGCAUCGUAGUUUUGAUAUCGCAUAAAACAUUCCAUCUCGUUUUUUGAUAUAUUACUGAAGCCCCUGAAAUUGUAUAAUAAAUUAGGACCGACUUGUUGGAAGGACGAUUCUUACAGACUGAUUAAUCCAGGGCUAGUUACAAGAAGAACUCGAUUAAAGGUAAAGGGGCUAUAAGCCACAUCGCUCAGGUAGACGAAUGCAUGCAUGGGUUAACUACUAAAAAUUAAAUCUCUCCACCUAUUCCCGCCCCCAACCCCCACUUUUCUAGCAAAUUAAUCAAGUCAAAAUUCAAGCUGUCCUCCAGCCCCUCCCACAUCUAAAUUUUAUAAGAUUAUGAGCCUUAUGGCCUAGUUUGUGUAACCUGGGUAAGUCAAACAACAGUUGUUCACACACACACUGUGGUAAUAUUUUAAACGUUAUUAAACUGCUGGAACAGUUAAAACUGUCUAGCUUUUUAUUGGGUUCGAAGAUAACAAUAUUCAGUGGUUUCCAGCAAGAGUAAAGCAUGUAAAAAUAAACUUGACUACGACUUAAUAGGGGCAGCUGGCCUUUGUUUUGUUUUUUUUUUAGUUGCAAAAGCCCUCACUUUCAAAGUGAUAUCGAGUAUAAAACCUUCAAUUUGAAAAUGGAUUAUGUAAACAUGAAGAUAAGGUGAAAGAAAAAUAAUUUUGAUAUCGGACCUCGCGGGAGGUGAGUUAUGCUUUGUUCUUUCUUCAUUCAGAAUCGACAUUUUUGUAACUCGUCAGCUUAUGUUUGAAGAAAAGUAAGUAUAAACCAAGGAUUCGAUUAAGUCUGCCAAGGAUUCUUAAAAGAGAUACGAUUUCUGCCUACAGUCAAGUUCACGUGUUCUUGAAAUGACAGGGUUUCAAGUUUACCCAAGUCUGAAAGGUAUUGCGCUCUACCCUGUUGUCUCUUGCUGUUUCUCUAAUAGGUAGUACACAGUCUAUCCCCUGGGACUCCCAUGUAAAGGCGGAAGUAGGAAAAAAUUAGGAUUAACCCCAGAAAAAAAAAACAAUCUGGGCGUGGCUCUGGCUUUUUUUUUGGACCCUAAAGGACCGGCUUGUCCGCCAACCAAGUGACAAACCCAUCGAAAACAACUUGGCUUUAGUAUAACCAAAUGAACUGAAUUUUUGUUCCAGGGAGUACUGCAAAGGCCAAAAUGCUCUCCGUCCCUCAGAUCCCCGGCAUCGUGACAACUGAGCCCAAGGUUGCUAAUCCGUUUCGCCAGCAGAAACGACUCGGACAAAAGCCAGUUAUGUCUUCAAUGUUGUAGGUAAAUCCUGCUUGAGCUAUUAUUAGCAAUUAAUCAAAUUUCACUAUUAAAAGUACACGAAGUCAGUACCUCGCAGAAACUUGGUGAAAUCGUUUUUGGCCUUGACAAUAUCAAACACAUAAUUUAGAACAUGAGUGCCACGUACCUUCACAAUCUCGAUUUCAAGCAAAAACCACCCUGCAGCUGCCCCUUGUCCAUUCCAGCUUUAGUGUCGUUCACCCAAAAAGGUUUAUCUUUUUAGCCAAGUCAGCCUUUAAGUUAAUAUGUAUCUAAAAAAUUGAAGACUAUCAUUAAGAAAAAUAUAAUGAAGUUGAUUACCAUGUCCGUGUGCCUCGGCCCAAGGUGGAAGUUUUUCUCCUUUUCCACCCUUUUUCCUGCUUAAUGCUCCUUCGUCUUCCGUGCUUCUCAUUAGCAUCCUCGAAGCCGGCAACGCAACAAUACUUCUUAUCAGGACGGCGAUAAAUAGAUUAAUAAUUACAAUCUUGACUCCGUAAAGAAAACUCAUCGCUUUCAGAGUAAAAAAAAGGCUCAAUGUCAACCAGUCAAAACACCAGUCUGAUAUUAGGCUUUUUAGAACGAACUAACCAAAAUAACAGCACUGUGGUCCACGUCUUUACUUUUUGAGCCAGUCUGGAGGCCGCUUAGAAAUCCUUUCCCAGCUGUACUAAUAAACAUUUUCUUGACAGUUUUAUAAUUUUCUGUUCAAACUUUUUCUUUUGUUCAAAGUGGCUGUAGAUGGUGUGAUAUUGCUUAAAUUUUAUGGUGUGGGGUUCGAAACACUAAACAUCAACGAGAAUGAAAGUGUUAUAGACCCGCAAAUUACAGAAAUACAAGUUUUGAUAAAUUUCGGCUUGCCUCAACUCUUGUUUAUUCCUCGGCAGAAAGCUGUUGUUUACUUUGUAAAUGGAAAACAUUUUGACGCCUUCUUCUGAAUUGACCAUAGAGCUCAACAGAUAUGCAAAGUGCAUUUCAGGUUAAGGUUCAUUUACUAACGAAGUUCAUAGUGAGGCUAUCAAAUGUGACAGGAGUUAAUGGCGUGUUUCUCAAACUGUUUGUGCACUAAAAAAUAAAUUAUUAUCAGUAUAUGAUAAGUGGCCGGACUAGCAGGGAGGAGUGGCCAGUUUGGGUGAAAUACUCAGGACCCAUUUUCCAACAAAAUUAUCUAAGAUGCUAACUGUUUAAUUUUUGUUUUGUGUCAUUUUGUUUUCACUUACUUAGCACGGUUAUACUCAUAAAGUUAUCCUUAAGUCUCUUUGUUGUCGAGGAGAAAAUUUAUAAUCCUGGAAAUCUUCCUCACUCGGACAGAUCUUGGUCGACUAUCCUGCGCACCUACCGCGCGCGCCCACCGAUCUGUUUUCGCGAGCGCCUGACUUCUAACCAACCAAGAUCGGCUCCUGACCCAACUUUAAAAGUAUGUCGCGCACAUUAGAAGACACUUUAGGGGAAUUGGCUAAUUUCAUUGCUUACGGAUCAACAAGUACUGUGAAUCUACUAAAAUUAUAUAUUGCCGCACGCAAGACACGUGUUAGAAAUCGUGUGAAUCGUUAACCCUGGCUGCUUAGGGACCAGUCAUAAUUUAAAUUGGAGGGGGGGAGGGGGGGGGGAGGAGAAAUUUGGGGGCCUUCAAUUUUGUUUGGAUGGAAUAUGGGGGGCCUUAAAAUGCCAAAAGAUGACUUUGGGGGGUCUUCAAGUUUCUUUUAAGUAGCAUCCCCACUGAGUAGCAUGAUGCUUGAGUAUUAAAGGACCUGAUUUUGAUUCAGUUUUACACAAAGUCCUAACUAAAUAAUUUAAUCAGCAUUUUGACAAAAAGCCGGAUUUAAUGCUCAAAUAGUAGGUGAAUCAACACAACAUCCAUUAUUGUGUAACACUGAAACAAUUUCAUUGGCAUUUUAACAAAUGAUUACAUGCAUAAAAUCAUGUCACGCAAUCUCACUAUCCGACCCCAAGAACCCUCCACACCAGCCUAGUCCCUAGGGGUUCUCGGCUCGGUCACCGUGAGCUCUGACGUCACCGAGAGAUACACGCCGAGAUACACGCCCUCUCUUUCCCAGACUUCGCGCGGACAUCGGGGCAAGAGAGAACGCCUAGGGACUAGGUUGCCUCCACACUAUAAGAGCGUGUUUUGUACGCCAGUGCGAAAUGAUGAUGGUAGCCGCAGAGAUCCUGAUGACUGGCAGCCAAGGGCUCAGUUGAAACGCUUAUUUAAUUCAUCAGAAAUAACCCUCAAUGAUACAGAUGCCAUUAAAGAAUAUGCAACAAAGUUCGCUGUUGAUGAAAAAUACUUGCGUUCAUAUCUGGAGCACCUGACAACACUGAGACUCAAAGAAUCCAUCAGGUCUACUCAGAGGCAAACUGACAAAAGCAAACGAGACCUAAAAACAUACAAUGAGUAUGACUGGCUAGACAUGUCUCUAAAAGAAACAUUGCAACAACUAACUGUCAAAGAACUUGAGAAAUAUCUAACUGCCCAUGGACUUGGCAAGUAUGGUAAAAAAAGUGACAAAAUAAAAACCAUCAGCUGCCAUGUACUGCGAAAUAAUGAGCUUAAUUCUAUAAAAGAGAAAUAGUUGGAAAUGGCAGACUCCAUGUCCUAUGCUGACCAGCAAGAUGACGAAUCACUCUCAGAUGACGAUUAUGUAGUUGGAACAUUCGGAAGUGACAGUGAGUAA